This is a messenger RNA of Labeo rohita (rohu), 2048 nucleotides long. RefSeq names its product hydroxymethylbilane synthase a (gene hmbsa). Lineage: Eukaryota; Metazoa; Chordata; Actinopteri; Cypriniformes; Cyprinidae. The record is from RefSeq and is a predicted model, not a curated record. The transcript has 14 exons. Gene Ontology annotation, molecular function: hydroxymethylbilane synthase activity. The coding region runs from base 195 to 1271 and encodes 358 amino acids. Gene Ontology annotation, biological process: heme biosynthetic process. Gene Ontology annotation, cellular component: cytoplasm.
GACACACAACAUGCAUUGCAUCCAGCCUUUAGUUUAUCAGCACUGCCCAGAAACACAGGGUGUGGGGAAUGCAGGACACUGUAUAGAGUAAGAAAACCCCUCCACCAGUUACUCAUUCAUUCAGUCAUUCAUUAGGCCUUGGACCCGGCACAUCUUCUCCUGCAGCCUAAACUGUAAAAGUGUCUGCAAAUAACAUGGAAGGGCCAUUCAAGUAUAUUAGAGAAGGAAAUGGCAAAGUCACUCGGGUUAUUCGCAUGGGAACAAGGAAGAGCCAGCUGGCUCGCAUUCAAACGGACAGUGUGGCUGACACGCUGAAAGAGCUUUAUCCAGAUGUUCAUCUAGAAAUAGUUGCCAUGUCGACAAUCGGGGACAAAAUCCUGGACACUGCAUUAUCAAAGAUUGGCGAAAAGAGCCUCUUUACCAAAGAGCUGGAGAACGCCCUUGAGAGAAAUGAAGUGGAUAUUGUGGUGCACUCUCUUAAGGAUUUACCUACCUCAUUGCCCCCGGGAUUCACUAUUGGAGCCAUUCUUCAGAGGGAAAAUCCCCAUGAUGCAGUGGUGCUUCAUCCAAAGAAUGCUGGACUUACCCUAGACAGCCUGCCAGAGAAGAGCGUGAUUGGCACAAGUUCACUUCGCAGAGCAGCUCAGCUGAAGAAACGAUUCCCUCAACUGGAGUUUGAAAAUAUUAGAGGGAACCUAAACACCCGUCUGAAGAAGCUGGAUGAAAAGGACGACUAUGCUGCCAUUAUUCUGGCUGCAGCAGGCCUCAAACGUAUGGGCUGGGAAAGCCGAAUCAGUCAGAUUCUCAGCCCUGACGAUUGCAUGUAUGCAGUUGGCCAGGGAGCACUUGCAGUGGAAGUCAGAGCACAAGAUAAAGACAUUCUGGAAAUGGUGUCUGUCCUGCACCAUCCAGACACAGUGCUGCGCUGCAUCUCAGAAAGAGCUUUUCUCAAGCAGCUGGAAGGAGGCUGCAGUGUGCCUGUUGCUGUUCAUACUGAAGUGAAAGGGUCCAUGCUGUAUUUGACUGGAGCAGUUUAUAGUUUGGAUGGAGCUGAAUGCUUGAAGGACACAAUGGAGACGGUUGUGGAAAUAGACAACAAAGUGGACGAGAGUGCGCAGGAGUGUGUGCACGUUGGAGUCACUGCCAACAAUAUAUCAUCAUCAGCCCUCGAAGCUGCUGAGAAACUGGGGAUGGAUCUGGCAAAUGCUCUCCUUAAUAAGGGGGCCAAAGACAUUCUCACAACAGCCAGGAAACUAAAUGAUGCUCGAUAGAUGGUUUUGUUUUUUUACAUGUUGUGCACUGGAGUAUUAGACCUAGUUUAGAAACCUCUGACAUGCUGUUAACUUGGAUAAACAGUAUACUCAACCAUAUGCUCUAUAGCUGAAUCUCCAGAGCUUAAAUACAACCUUGAUUGGUUGUACAUAUCAGUCUAAAACCAACUGAGUCACUUCAGAUACUAUACCUCAGUGCCUCAGUUUAACAAUGUGACAGCACACCAAUUUUUCUCUGCUGGUUCAUACAAAAGACACUGACAUUUCUUUUGACUGCCGUCAUCUCUUCUCAGGCACUGAAUUAUGGAAGAGAAUUCAUGCUGAUAUUCUUCCAUUUCUAUUGAUGUCAGGCUGCCGCCUUUAUCUAAUAACCACUUGAAAAUGAGGUGGUCAGAAUGAUAAUACUUACAUCUGAGGAAACUCUUUAAGUGCAGCUACAUCUGGCCAUGGUUUUUAAUGUAGAAUUGAGUACAUUUGAUCUUCAUAUAGUAUUUUAUAUCCUCAGUGAUGCAUUUUAUUAAUGCAGAAUGUUAAUUAAUCACAAUGAGGUGCUAAGACAUUAUUUUUUUGGCUCUACAUAAAAUUCUUGACAAAAUAGACUAUUUAAGAUGUCUGUUACUAAUGGUUUCAAAUUUAGUAUAUUUAUGCUGUGUAGUUUGGAUCCCACAAUGUGCCUUUUAAACGUGAUUAAAUUAAUCAGCAAAUUGUUUGACUUGCAAUGUUAAUUUCUGCAGUUAAAGCAAUAUGAUUGAUAACGAAAUGCAAUAAAGAUUAUCA